AGUCCCGCCGGGAAGGAUCGUUCUCCAGUAUAGUUCGGUCUCGCGUUUCCCACCGCGGCGUGGUCGAGCGUGGUGUAGUAGUAGUAGUGAGUCGCCAGUUUAAUGAGUGUUUUUGGUUCGGUAGUGAUGUGUCGUGCGAACAUGGGUGAGUAGUGCGGGAUUCAGUGGUGCGGCUUUUGAAGCGAGUAUAUUAUCAUUUGGAUCACUAGCGUUGCUUUCUUAAACGUGAAACCGUGUUUUCCGGUCGUGUGCCACGCAUGCCACGAUGGCUCUCAGCCAAACCAGCGUGCUGAAAUUAUACCAUACUGUGAUAGAAGAUGUAAUAGCAGGAGUACGAGAGACAUUUAUGGAUGAGGGCGUGGAUGAACAAGUUUUGCAAGAGUUGAAGCAAAUAUGGGAAGCGAAAUUGAUGGCCAGCAAGGCUGUGGAACUGAAUCCGGAUCCACCAGAGCCACAAGUUCCACAAAUCAAUACACACAAAGCUGUAUCUGUUAAUAAAGCUAACGUAGGAAAUCAUUUUGUACAAUCAUCUGCUGGAAAUGUAGUGCCGCAAACGCAACCUCAGCAACAGUUACAACACCAGCAGUCGCAGCAGCAACAGUCGCAGUCGCAACAAUCGCAACAACCAUCGUCGCAACCUCAGCAACACACACAUCCUACGGGAACUGCAUUGCAGCAGCCGCAGCAGCAGCAACAACAGCAGCAGCAGCAGCAGGCACCGGUGCAACAAGUGGUGACUUCAGCUGUACUUGACCGACAAGUGCCCAUACAAAUCACUUUACCUCCCCAAGCUGGUGUUCCGGAUGCACCGCAACGAAUUUUAAGCAUACAAGUUCCUGCUUCGGCUCUCCAAAGCAGCCAGUUGCACACAAUCUUAACAGGCCCAGUAAUUUCCGCUGCUAUGGGGCUUCCAGCAAAUUUAGCUUCAACUCUAUUGCAGCAACAUGUAAAUUCUACGUUGCAAGGGCAAGCGGCAUUGGCUCCAUUGCAAGUGAAUCAACCUAUUCAAGUGGUCACGCAGAGUUCGAACAUUGUCACGCAGAGACCACCUCAAAAUCAACAACAGCAAAACAAUAUAAAUCAGUUAGACGGAGGAGUAGGCGAUUCUACCGAUGACGACGAUGACGAAGAGGAGGAAGAUAAUGAUGAUGACGAUGAAGAUCUUGAUGACAAAGAAGAGGAAGAGAAUGACGAAGCAGCAGCUCACGAAGAGGAACCCUUGAAUUCUGAAGAUGACGUCACGGAUGACGACCCGACUGACCUCUUCGAUACCGACAAUGUAGUUGUUUGUCAAUAUGAUAAGAUCACAAGGAGUCGAAAUAAAUGGAAAUUUUAUCUGAAAGACGGUAUAAUGAAUCUAAGUGGGAAAGAUUAUGUGUUCCAAAAAGCGAAUGGGGAUGCUGAAUGGUAAUUUUGCAUGUGGAAUGUGAAUAUCAUGUCCGCAAUAAUCUUGAGGACGCCACGUGGUAACUUGAUUACGUGUUCACACGGUCAAUAUGAGAAGCAUUGGCGAUUUCGGCGAUAUCUUUUUAUUCGAUUCCGAUAAUGUUAUUGUACGGCGAUACAGGGGAACAAAGCGAGUUAUGUAAUCAUAAAUAUCACAUUGUAAAUUACUUCUUUUAAUCUUGCAUCAACGUAACAACGUUGCAUAACAAACGUUGGUUUCUGGAGAGAUGCCAAACAUUAGAAUGCUGAUUUCAUGAAGCACCUUUUAUCGAAAUCGAAAAUUGAUCGUAGGAAUUUUGUUUCACUCAAUUUCUUUUAUUUCUUUCAUGCUUACGUUAGUACCUCGUUGCCAAUAUAUUCUGACAAUAUAUUUUAAAUAGUUCUGUCGCUUUAUUAAAAAUAAUUUACCUUCCAAAACUCAACAAGUGACUUUAAAGUAGGUGGCUGAGAGAAUUAAUACAUUCUCUUUUUAUGUGAUGCAGAUUACGCAGUAUAAAAAUAUUUAUGCAAAAGUCUUUUAUUGUUAAGCAUAGUGUACUGGAAAUUGCUUCUUUAUAGUCGUCGAGAUUUAUCCGGAAGAGGGAUAAUAAGUUAAUUUUUUUCCUAGUGAGUGUUAUUUACAGUGAAAGUGUGAUAUACUGAUUAAUAUCUUAUAUAUCUUGGGUUAUGUAAAGGAUUACUGCAUCACGAAUGAUGAUUGCGAAGUUUAUAAUUUAUAUCACACAUACACACACCAAAUUCUUGAUUAUCAACUUUUUUAUGUGAAAAAAUAUGAAAAAUUGAAUCGAGAAGAAAUAAAAUAUCACACAUUUCUAAUGUUUUAAUGGUGUAUGUAUUUAACAGCGUUUCAGUUGUAAAGUUCUAAGGUAUUGCAAAACUGUUAUUUAUACAUUUGACGCUUUGAAGCAAUAAAUGUGUCUUAUAUUGCUAGCAUAAACAGAUUCAUUUGUCAUCGAGAAACGGAAGAUUGCUUACAAUUUAAAGAAUCAUUUGUAGGAUGUCCCAUUUAAGACGUUCAAAUCAUUCAGUAAAUACUAAAGAUUGUUUUGUAUGUUUUGAGUUGAGCUCAUAAAAAUUAGAUUUAUUGACUUAGACUGUGCUGACAAUCGCGUGUCACAUGUGUCGUAACAUUUAAACGACAGUAGCGCAGCGAACGUAUAGGUUCAAAGAAUUGUUUUUAAAUUAUUAUUUGUGAGCGAAGAUAUAAAACUCUUUUCCUUUUAUUAGGGUUAAUAUUUACUUUUUAGUUAGCAAGAUCAUUGGAGAGUGAUGAUGUAUAAAGAAAUUUUUGCAAUACAAAGUUAUGAUAGAAUUAUAAACACCAAAACCACGAAAAUAGUGUGCAACUUUUAUAUGGUUUUGCGUGAAACAUAUUUCGGAAAUAUUUCAUAAGUUGAUAUCGAUAUAAUGUGUUGAACAAAUAUGCUUUUAUUAAUUAUGCUAGCAUUUAUAUUGUUAAAUAAAUUAGAUAUUACUUUGACUUCUAAAGUUACCAAAACCAAAACUUUAUAAAAGUUGUGGUCGUCAAAAUCGUAUAUUUUAGAAAAAAAAACAAUUAUAAUUUUUAUUUGCAAAAUAUUGUAUUUACAUUACAUUUGCCGUAUGCCUUAUAUCCCUAGUUUUAUUUACAAAUGAAACUUCUUGAAAUUUGUAAAAUAAUAAGUGUUUAACAAGAAGAAUAUUCAACAUUUCAAA
Ooceraea biroi (clonal raider ant) is the source of this 3141-nucleotide messenger RNA. It is a transcript of the gene TfIIA-L, whose product is annotated as transcription factor IIA L. The record is from RefSeq and is a predicted model, not a curated record. Gene Ontology annotation, cellular component: transcription factor TFIIA complex. NCBI's taxonomy places the organism in Eukaryota, Metazoa, Arthropoda, Insecta, Hymenoptera, Formicidae. Gene Ontology annotation, biological process: transcription by RNA polymerase II; transcription initiation at RNA polymerase II promoter.